ACAUUUUUAUAACCCUUAAUUGUCACCACAUAGGUUAUUUUUAUUGAACUAAAAAUAUGUGUCCUGGAAACAUUUAUACAUGAUAUAACGACGUUUGUCGAAUCAGCUAGUAUAAAUAUAAUGGUGAAGAUGGCGAAGAACGAUUCGGAAAGGAUUUGCCUAGAAGUAACUGUUUUGAGGGAGGAAGAUACUAUACUAGGAGGAGAGGUAGAAAAUAUUAACCAGAUUAGUUUCUUAUUAUAAACGUCGACGUAUGUCUUUCAACAACUGAACAUUAUUAAAGGUUUUGACAGCCGCAUUCCACCACUAUGUCGAACAAGCUGACCAUUGACGUAUUUGCGGACCAAUUCGACUUAGGAUCCUUCCAGAAAAAAUGCGUAUUAAUUCUUCAAACACCGGCAACGCGAGCCUCAGUUUCAACGAUUCAGUUCUUCGCAAUCUUAGUGUCCAUAUCACUUAACAACAGGUGAGGUGGUUUGGCUCCUGUUAUAUAAAAAAAAAUAAGAAAAAACUAAAGAAUCACAUUUUAGGAUCGAAUCUAGUGUAACAGAAAAUUUAUUCCAAAACAUUUACAGCAAAUGCUUGUAAUGACAUGACAUGUCAUUAAAUUGAAUUUGCCGCGAUUCGCGCUUUUAUAAGUUGUCUGUGCAAGUUUUUAGGCUAAGCAACGGAGUCGGAGACUCGUCAGACGAUGCACGACGUUCAGAUUACUUUGUAUAUUUUAUUGUUAUAAAAACACUUGUAGAGAGUUAAAUUAAAGGAUAUAAUUGAGGAGGCGACAUUUUCAGAUUGUAUUGAGAAAUGACACGGGUGAGGGUCGCUGAAGGAAUUCUGGAAGGAGAAAAGUUACAUAAUGAUUACGGGGGGUCAUUUUAUAGUUUUAAGGGAAUACCUUACGCAGAGCCUCCUUUGAGGGAGCUAAGAUUUAAGGCUCCAAUACCAAAACAGCCGUGGACGGGUGUUCGGCUAGCCAAGGAACAUGGGCCUCGCUGUUACCAAAUUGAUUUAUUUUUUCAACCUGCAUCUAACAUGGAACCGUCAGGAAGCGAAGAUUGCUUAUACCUUAAUGUUUAUAGCCCUGACAUUGCACCGUCUAAACCACUUCCAGUUAUGGUUUACAUUCAUGGAGGUGCUUUCAUGAGCGGCAGUGGAAAUGAUGACAUUUAUGGGCCAGAAUUCUUAGUAAAACAUGACGUUAUUCUCGUGACAAUAAACUAUAGGCUCGAAGUAAUCGGAUUUCUCUGCUUGGACACUGAAGAUAUACCAGGAAACGCUGGAAUGAAAGAUCAGGUAGCUGCAUUAAGAUGGGUGAAGAAUAACAUUGAAAGUUUUGGCGGUGAUCCCAAUAAUAUAACCAUUUUUGGUGAAAGUGCUGGAGCUGCAAGCGUAUCUUAUCAAUUAGUUUCACCAAUGAGUAAGGGCCUUUUUCAAAGAGCAAUUAUGCAAAGUGGGACAUUAUUGUCUCCUUGGGCAUACAGUUCAGUCAGUGCACGACAAAUAGCCUUCCUACUUGCCAAACAUAUGGGAUGUGAUAGUACUGACGACAAAGUAAUUUAUGAAUUCUUUAAAACUCAACCAAUCGAAAAUCUAAUAAUGAAACGAUUUCCUUUAACCUACGCUCAAAACGCAAAAAAUUGGGUGAGCGUUAUGUUUUCUGUCGUUGCGGAAAAAGAAUUUCCUAACAUUGAGGCUUUUUUUACCGGUGACGUCGUCGAGGUACUGCGUCAAGGUAUUCACGAAGGUGUUGAUGUUAUAAAUGGAUGCACAGCAGACGAGGGAACAGUUGGUUUUGUUUCAGGACUUACAGCUGAGACCGUAUAUGAACAGGCCAGCAAAUUUAACGAACUAUUAAUUCCGCAACCACUAACAUAUCAUUGUUCAACAUUGCAACAAUUAGAAAUAGGCAAGAAAGUUAAAGAAUUUUACUUGAAGGAUGCAAGUACGCUUGAAGAGGUUGUGCAAAAAGUCGUAAGAUUUAUGGGGACGGAUUAUUUUAAAUAUUAUGCAUCCUUAUGGCAAAAGAUAUGUGCAAAGAAUAAUAAAAAUAGAAUAUACUAUUACAAAUUCACGUGUCAUUCCCAAAGGAAUAUUUUUUCAAAUCGAUUUAAUGCGGGAAAAUUUUUACCCAACACCUCAGUGUCUCACUGCGAUGAUCUGGCUUACAUAUUUCCUUGUAAAUCUUUACUACCAAAAGUAGAACCGAACUCCAAAGCAUACAAAAUGAUAGACAGUGUUACACAAUUGUGGUCUAACUUUGCAAAGUAUGGAAACCCGACGCCUGACAACAAUUUAAAGGCAAUAUGGGAGCCAUUCACAAUUGACAAACAGUAUUAUAUGGAUAUUGGCGAAAAACUUCAGCUGAACUCGGAACUUGACAAGGAGGAAAUCACUUUUUGGGAAACGAUAUUUAGUGAAUAUUUUCCUCGCUUAGUGCCAUAAAUAAUUUAAUAAUUUUUCAUUUCAUAGAAUUUAUAAAUGCCACACCUAAAAGGUACUGACAUUUUAGGUAACAUUGGGUUUAAUUGUUUUAAACUAUAACACGUUUGAAAUAUGUGAAAUGUAAUCUAAAAUGGAAUAAAGACUAUAUAAUACACUCA
This is a messenger RNA of Pieris brassicae (large cabbage white), 2597 nucleotides long. RefSeq names its product juvenile hormone esterase-like. NCBI's taxonomy places the organism in Eukaryota, Metazoa, Arthropoda, Insecta, Lepidoptera, Pieridae. The coding region runs from base 802 to 2439 and encodes 545 amino acids. The record is from RefSeq and is a predicted model, not a curated record. The transcript is spliced from 4 exons.